AUGAGUGAAGCUUACAUAAUGAGGCAAAGUGAAACCCUCCUACGUAAAUGCAUUAAGAUACUCCAUGCAAUUAAUCCUCAUAUAACGUCUGACAAGAACCACUCUAGCUAUACACCCUUCUUUGUUUCUUUCAAAACAUUUUCACAAAAUGGAUCAGCUCCAUUUUUCUUCUUUCCCGUGAUGGCUCAAGGCCACGUGAUUCCUACACUAUAUAUGGCCAAUCUCUUUGCUUCCCGUGGUGUUAAGGCCACCAUAAUCACUACCCCUCUCAAUGAAUUUGUUUUCUCCAAAGCUAUUCAAAGAAACAAGCAUUUGGGUAUCGAAAUUGACAUCCGCUUGAUUAAAUUCCCAGCUCCGAAGAACGACUUGCCUGAAGAUAGCGAGCGCCCAGGUCUGGCUCGAUUAAAAUUUAGCUUUAGGCCACCGAAUUCGUUGAGCCGACCCUGCGAGUGCCUUGAUCGCCUUCCUUCUGAUGACAAACUCGCAAAUUUCUUCAAAGCUGCAGCUAUGAUGAAAGAACCACUAGAGCAGCUUAUUGAAGAAUGUCGCCCAAAUUGUCUGAUUACUGAUAUGUUCCUUCCUUGGACUACUGAUUCUGCUGCCAGAUUUAACAUUCCUAGAAUUGUUUUCCACGGCACUAGCUAUUUUGCACAGUGUGUCGGAGCCAGUAUCAAGCGUAAUAAGCCUUUCAACAAUGUGUCUUCUGAUUCUGAAACUUUUCUGGUAGCAGAUUUGCCUCAUGAAAUCAAGCUGACUAGAACGCAAUUGUCUCUGUUUGAGCAGUCGGGACGAAGAGUCGAUUGUUAUCCCUUAUUCCACCAAUCAAGUGACCCUUAGGGGCGUUUGGUAAAAGAACUAAAUUAUCUCGGAUUUAUCUCAUCUACCUUAUCCCAUGUACCAAAUUGACCCCUUAGAAGUUGUUGAUACGUGGGAUUAGGAAAAUAAUUGGGAGAUGAAAUUUUUUGAUCACUUUAUUCUAUAUUUAGUAUGAGUUACAUUAACUAGUCAUUAGAUAAUUUUAUUCCAUCACUUGUACUAAAGUAAUAGAAUUACUAUCUCAUGCAUUGUGCGAAUA
This is a messenger RNA of Capsicum annuum, 1075 nucleotides long. Its product is annotated as scopoletin glucosyltransferase-like. The record is from RefSeq and is a predicted model, not a curated record. The transcript has 3 exons. The coding region runs from base 1 to 837 and encodes 278 amino acids. Lineage: Eukaryota; Viridiplantae; Streptophyta; Magnoliopsida; Solanales; Solanaceae.